AUGAUCCUUGACAAGAAAGUCACAAUCGUUAUGAUGCUGCCGAAAAAGUCAAUCGUUGCCUUAUUGGUAUCACUAUCUUUCGUCGCUGCGGUUCCCCAAAGAGGCGCUACAGCCACUUCAUCGUCGAGUUCCUCGUCUCGUAGCUCUUCUUCACGUGUCACCCCCAGUUCUUCUCGAUAUGCGGCAUCAUCAAGCGCACCAGCUACUCGACCGGGUCUGUCAUCAGUUGCUCAUGGCCCAUACCGCGGCUCGGCAUCAGUGACUGGCGCAUUGACAGCUAGCUCCGUUGGCACUGGGGUUGUUGUUGGAGAGGCGCCUCCAGCUCAGACGACCUAUCCCAGUGAUGGGAGACUACAUGAUGCCCAACCUGGCCCGUAUGUUCCUGCAGGGGGUAUUGGCACCAAUACAACUCCUAUUUACAGCGUCCAGAGCGAUUAUGAUUACCAAUCAUUGGCUCUCGCUCUCUAUCAAGCAUGGCUACAGUUAGAUCUCUUCCAAUACGGACUUAGGACCUUUUCUGAUUCCGAGUUCGAAGAGGCUGGCUUGACAGCUGAAGAUCGUACCUUGAUUGAGUUUAUGGCAGGUCAAGAAAUUGGGCAUUCUACACUCAUUAGUAACAUACUAGGUCCACAGGCGCCGCAGCAAUGUAACUACAACUAUCCAUUCACGACUGUGCGCGAGUUUGUCGACUUUUGCCAAAAGCUCACGCGAUUUGGCGAGUCUGCAGUCUACGGUUUUCAGCCUCACCUUGAUAGCCGUGAGGCUGCAUCGCUGCUCUUGCAGAGUAUUAGCACAGUAGCUCGACAGCAGAUGGCCUUUAGACAAUUCGACGGCUUAUUCCCGAUGCCCGUUUGGUUUGAAGUCGGGGUCCCUCAGUCCUGGGCUUGGACCUUACUUGCUCCGUACAUCAGCUCGUGUCCUGAGGACCAGACACGCCUCGCCUGGCAGAAUUUCCCUGCCUUAUGGAUCUUGAGUCAACCCAAUCCAGCCAGAGUCAAUACUUCUCAAGGCUACAAUGAGACUUUGGGCGCAGGAACAAAUACAUUGAACAGCACCGGAAUAUCCGGAUCAGCAGCCUGCUUCAACAGUACAAAUCCAAACAGCAACUGCAACCCUGCAAUCACCCACAACCGUGGCAUCCCACUUUCCUACCCCGGUCGAGUGGUUGAUCUCGCCUGGGAAGCACCCGGAAAGCUUGUGGGCCCUAAUAACAGCUACGUCACCGCAUCGCAAGCCGGAACUGCAGCCUAUGUUGUAUGGGUAUCGCAGUUGAACGUGACCUACUCGCCCUUGAAUCUGAGUAGUAGUACCUCUGGAUCAACUAUCCAACCGGAUGCUGAGACUUUUUCUGGUGAUCCUACUUUUAAUGGCACGUUGUUUAUCGCGAUUACGGACUCGAAUUUGGUUUUGACACCGUUUAAUUUGAGUUUGAUUAAUGAUCAUGUCAUUGCUGGGCCUGCAUUGUAUCAGGCUGGCUAA
Molecule: messenger RNA, 1479 nt
Organism: Talaromyces marneffei
Lineage: Eukaryota; Fungi; Ascomycota; Eurotiomycetes; Eurotiales; Trichocomaceae
Exons: 3
Coding region: 1-1479 (492 amino acids)
Source: RefSeq, a predicted model, not a curated record